Messenger RNA from Bicyclus anynana (squinting bush brown), 6038 nucleotides. RefSeq names its product GPI inositol-deacylase (gene PGAP1). Lineage: Eukaryota; Metazoa; Arthropoda; Insecta; Lepidoptera; Nymphalidae. The record is from RefSeq and is a predicted model, not a curated record. Gene Ontology annotation, cellular component: endoplasmic reticulum. Gene Ontology annotation, biological process: endoplasmic reticulum to Golgi vesicle-mediated transport; GPI anchor metabolic process. The transcript has 18 exons. Bases 257 to 3505 code for a protein of 1082 amino acids. Gene Ontology annotation, molecular function: phosphatidylinositol deacylase activity.
GAUGUUGUCUUGAACACCGUCACUGUUAAUUAAUUAUUAAUCUGUAAUCAAAAUCAAAUCAAAUCAAUCAAUACCUACAGGCUACAAAUGUCAAAUAUUUAAAAAUGGUCAAUUUUCAUUUUGUAUUGAUUUUCAAAUUAAGAAUAUGAAAACUAAUGAUAUUGCUGUGGAGUUUAUGUUUAGGAUGUACUUAUAAAUUUUAUAUUAAUUUGGUGAAAACAAAUAAACAUUAACGUAAAUACGAUACGUAGCAAACAUGAAGAUUUUAAGUGCUAUCGGCUUUAGCGUUUUCCAAUUAUUUUCUUUCUUUUUUGUCAUUGCGUAUUUCUUCGGAAUACUAAACAAUUAUUUUAGUGAUAAAAACAAUUACUGUAUAAUGACUUACAUGUUUGAAUAUCCCCAGUUUGUGCGAAUAUCUGUUGAAGAAAAUAAGGAGUUUCCGCAGUAUGGCCUGUAUGCUUACAGUGAAGGAAGAUUCACAGAGAGAUCCAGGAAGAUGUGGUUUGAUGGCAUACCCGUACUGUUUCUACCUGGCAACUCAGGCAGCCACAUGCAAGUUCGAUCAAUAGCCUCUGUGGCUUUGAGAAAGGCCAUAUCCCAAGAAUAUGACUAUCACUUUGAUUAUUUUACAAUCAAUUACAAUGAAGAAUUAUCAGGAUUGUAUGGAGGAGUUCUUGACAGCCAAACACAAUUUGCUUCAGCAUGUAUCAAAAAAAUCCUAAGCCUCUACAAAAAUAAUAAAUACACUAAAAGUGUACCUACAUCUAUUAUACUGAUUGGACACUCCAUGGGCGGACUCAUAGCUAAACGUCUUUUAGCUUACCCAAGCACAAUCAAUGUAACCAGUGUGGCGAUAACCCUGGCAGCGCCAUUAGAAGCUCCGGUAGUGAACUUCGAUGCAAUUGUUAACGAUUAUUACAUACUGACCGAAUUGGCGUGGCAAAGAGAGAUACAUCAACACGAGGAGAUAAAAGAGACCAAGUUUUUGAUCAGUAUUGGCAGUGGACCUCGCGAUCUUUUGAUUCCCGCCGGACUGACGUCAUCGAACGACAGUUACAUCAGUGCUUUGACAACAUCCAUACCAGGCGUGUGGGUAUCACCAGACCACGUCAGCAUUGUGUGGUGCAAACAGCUCGUGAUGGUCAUCAAUCGGUUUCUCUUCGAUAUAGUCGACCCGUUGCUUGAACAAGUAACAGAGAACAGUUUGCUGAUUGGCGCAAAGGCCAGACAAUACUUUGAGGCAAAUCGGUCAAUGAUUAUCAAUCCAAGAAUAAAACGCAACAAUGUGACGAUGCAAGCAGACGCGUUUUGGUACGAAGACAACAGACGUAUUUAUCAAAUAUCACGUCCUGAGAUUGACAGAACAACUCAUUUAAUGAUAAGAUUAGUCAGUUUUCCACAAAAUAGAUUCGUAGCCGUGGAAACUGUCAAUGUUCAAGAUCAAGACUGGAUUUUUGGAUGCAAUGCGAAAAACGUUCAUAAUUCCUAUAGAUAUUGCAAGGAAGCGAUCUCGCUGAGCGAGCUAAGCCGCUGGACCGGCUCGAUCCCAGAGUUCGGCAAGAGGAAGCUGGCCACUGUAAAUCUGCACAAACUGACGGACCAACGUCCCGAUUGGACGCACGUCAUUGUUAGAGUAUCGCCGACCAACAAACCGGUAACAUUGAACGUUGACAUAAACGAUCACGCAUCAAGACAAAUAAAUGUGCAACUACCUUCAGACUAUUCAUUCGGCAAACAGAUGAUUAUAACUGAAACUGAAGCCAAUAGUUUGUAUUACGAGCUGCUUUUGCCCGAUUUCGGUGCCAUUCAUCAAGCCUAUUUGCUGUAUGUGGAGCCUACUGCGAGUUGCCAAGCCACAUCGUACCAUGCUUCUGCUGAACUGCACGUCCCUUGGGCAAAGAAUCACGAAUACUAUCAUUAUUUCACGCAUUUGAAGAAAUCUCCAAUGAAGCUACGCUUGUAUAAGAGCAAUCCGAACAUACUUAGAGGCAUAGAAUCAGACGAAAAAGUUAAGAUUACGCUUUUAUUGGAUCCACAGUGCACAUUCAGUAUUAGUAUAUCGACUUCAUGGUACCUUCGGAUCGCCCAGCUUUCACGUAACUACACUCCAGUACUGGUACCGUACGUGGCUGCUAUAAUACUGUUGGUAUUGAGGACUAACAUACUGAAGUUAAAGGACAACAAGGAUUGUAUCUCUAUACACAGCGCGUUGAUGAGCGAGGGGGUUAAACCGUAUUAUGCUGUUGUGUUUGGAAGAUUAACCACUAUGGUGUUGAUGUCUGUACCUUUAUUUGCGUACAUCUUUGUGAAUGCGAGCUCACAGAACAUGGAACUGCAAUACUUUGCACGCUCCAUGUUAGUGUUGCCAGCGUAUAUGACAGCUUUGGGCAUUUUGAACGUUGCCGCGUUGGCUGUGCUCGCAGUGAUGGUGUUUUGGUCGCAGUUGGCACAUCGGCUACUGUUCAGGAUCGUAUGGCGCGGAGGCCCGGGCCUAGCUGAAAGGAUGGCCUCCGGCCUACAGAAAGUCCCCAUGCUGACGAGUGCCACAUUAGUGUGCGCGGUGCCUUUGUCCUGUGGAGCAGCCUCCUUAGCCGCCGGCGCCGCUUUCUACGCUUUUCUGCUUUCUAAAAUGUAUGAAGAAUAUCUCGAAGACUACGUCUACCGGUUGGGAUCUAGACUGGCGUGCAGAAUUUUUAAAAUGUUUAUAUCAAAGAAAAAUACUCCCAAAACUGAGGUGAAUGCCUCUGUGGAAUCAACUUCGGAAAAUGUGAAUGUUCGAACAAAUGGCGAUAAUAAUGAAAACAUUAAUGAAAUAGACACAGGCGAAACAUCUGAGGAGGCAAGAGUCUCCAAUAAACCGGAAGAACCUAAGGACGAAAGUGACAAAAAAGAAACAAAAUCCAAUAGUGACGAGAACUUGAAUAACAUUAACUUUCACAUGUCGUUAUUCUUUAUGUGGUUGAUUGUGACGAUCGUUAAUGUACCGGCAUUGUUGACGUGGGCGCAUAAUUUCAAAUACAGCAUCAUAUUAAAACCAGAUACGUCCUACUUAAUUGGGAUUGUUAUGUCUGCCUGCUCUGCGGUUAUAUGGCAAAUGAAUGGCCCUAGAAAAAAUUUGAGGAAUUACGAUUCCGUAUCAACAUUACUAUUUUCAAUGGCAGUGCUGAUUCUAGCCUUGGGGCCGUAUACGUUGUUUAUUGUCAACUAUGGUAUAGCGUUUAUAUUCCUGGUCAUAACAGUACAGCAGUUGUAUGACAUUGAAGAACCUGUCAACGAAGUUAAUCCUGACUAUCUGAAUGAUGAUGUUGAUGAAGCUAGCAGCAAUCUACCCGGUGUGAAUAUAGCUGACGAAGACAAUGAAAAUGAAAAUGAAGAUGAUGAUUUUUUGUUAAACGAUGAACUCAACGGUGAAGGUCCUGAUGACUAUGAUGUAUGUGACGAGAACAAAAUGGCUUAUUUAUUGAGAAGCAUUAGGGAAAAAUUUGGUUUUGAUGAAGUUAAUUAAAUUAAUCAUCAAAUCCAAAAAUUAUGGAGUGUAACUAAAUAAGGUUGUAUUGAUGUUACAAGUAUAUGCGUACAUUAGUGAUAUGUCAGAUAUCCAUCUGUAUCGGAUAUCUGAGGCAGAAGAAAGUUCUGUAUCCAUUUACUUUUUGAUAGAUCUUAAACGGGUAUUUUAGCUUAAUAAUUUCGUUAUACAUUUUGUAAACUUGUCUACCACAACACAAAUUUUUUAAAAAACAAAACAUUGUCUAUGCUGUAUCCAUCAAUCUCUUAUUAACAAGUGGAUGCACAAUCAGCAACCAAAAAACGUCCCCACUCAAUGAGUGCCAAACACAUUCUUGGCACUCAAUCAAAGUAGUCACAUUUGCAAAUUCAACCAUAACCUCAAUACUUAGUCUCGUACUCUAGUUAAUUUGCUCAAGUAAAAAAACUGAUUUCUUUUUAUCAUUCAUGAGGUAAGUAAUAUUUAUAGAAUUUUGAAGUUUAUCUUGAAAAGAUAUGCAGAAUAGUCUACCGGAAACUAAUUUUGUAGAGCAUCUCAAUUACGAACAGACAAGGUGAUGCUUUGUUAUAGCAGUUGUCCACACAAAAUGCAAGCAUGAUGUGAGCUAUCUGCUCUUUCUAUAAACUGUAAUAUGUAUCAAAAUUUGGCAGUAAGGGGUCACCUGGCAAGUUUGCAAGCUGAGAGCAGUGUUAAUGUGAGGACAGUAACAAAGUUGUCAUUUGUCAUCAAAGUAUUAGAUUCAACACACAUUCGACCAUAGACACCAAUGGUCAUUAAAAAUGUUUGCAGUACCACUUUUUACACUGAAUUGUAUGGAUAUUAUCUAAAUGUCUAUUAAUACUCCAAUUUAAAUACAUUAUAUAGAAUUUAAGCCAAAUAAAUGUCUGUUAAUCUGGUAAUUACUUAUUGUAGGUACUUCAUGGUAGAUUUGUAAAAUAAGAUAUUUUUGUUGUUCCACUUUCAACAUUAUGUACUAAAGUUUUCAUUACCAUUUGCAAGUCGAGUGUGGUGGUAAUGUGGUGUGUGAAUGUGGCAGUAACAGAGUUCGCCAUUUGCCAUCACAGUAUUAGAUUCAACACACAUUUGACCGUAGACACCAAUGGACAUCAAAAAUGUUUACAGUACCACCUUUUACAAUCAAUGUAUUGUAUGUAUAUUAAUCUAAAUGUCUAUUAAUACUCCAAUUUAAAGAUAUUAUAUGGUAUUUAAGCCAAAUAAAUGUCUAUUAAUCUGGUAAUUACAGGUCGUGUGAAUUAACUUGACACCUGGCUCUAAUAAUGUUUGUACCGUGCUUGUUUGGUGGCCAUAUGUCAAGUUAAUACACACAAGUUAUACUUAUUGUACUUUAAGGUAGAUUUUUAAAAUAAGAUAUUAUUGUUUCUGAGCUUUCAAAACUAUGAAUGUAAAAAUUUUGUUUUUUUUAUUUAUAUUAAGUCUGGUCCUCACAUAUUUCAAAUCCCAAGGUUGCCUGGAUGAAAUCUCUAUAAAGUGUAAAGUACAGCUUUUCUAUAUCAAUCAAUCUCCUAUUAAAAAGUGGAUGCACAAUCAGCGAUCAAAAACAUUUCCACUCAAUAAGUGCCAAACAUAACUUCUUGGCACUCAAUUCAAAUAGUCGCCUUUGCAAAUUCAACCUUAAACUUGAAUUUGCUCAGAAUUUAGGAUUUUAUUGAAUAUUGGACUAUAUUUGAAGGCCUUUAGGUAUAAUUUUCUUUACCAAUAAUUCUUAAUCUAUCAAAGCAAAAUUGGCCAGUUUUUAAGUGAAAUUUUCUAGAUGAUUGUGCAUCCUUUUAUUAAAAGAGGUCAAUGACUUUAUCACUUAACAAUCUUAUGAGAAAAUUGAUUGAAGAUUAACUUAGAAGAUUGUACAAGAUAAUCUUCUUGGUGUAUCAAUUGUGGGCCUUUGGUAUUUUGCCAGCCCUGCCAUGCUAUGAUUAUUCCCGUUUAUUAACAUGAUUUGCAGUGUUUAUAUAAUACACUUCUGUGUACCAAAAUCUAUUUAAGUAUGUUUAGUUCUAUAUGCCAGAUGAUGAUUCUAAUUAUUAAUGUUUACAACAAAACAGACUCAAUAGUAAAAUUUGAUAAGAUUUGUUAAUUUACCUUUUAUUAUGAAUGCAUUGUCUUAUUUUCUAAUCAGAUAUUAAUGAAUGUAUAACAUAAUAAAUGUCUAAUCUAGUCACAAUAAAUGUAACUAGGUAUUAUAAACAUAUGCAUUAUCGAAUAAAAUUUGAAGUAUAGAGAAAACUUGAUGUUAGUAGCUCAGAAUACAGAAAACACCAGAAACCAUGUUCGGCCAUCAUUAUAAAAGACACGUUUUAUCUAAAAAUUGUACAUCACGCAACACAGCCUACACAGAGUGACCUGAUGGCUUCAUUUCUAUGUGCAAUCACACUUUCUGGGAGAUUUCUGUAUUUAUGAGGUUAGUAGUAAGGUAAAGCCUAAAUUGUGUCUAUGUACACUAUAUACUUUGAUAUGGAAGUUUAAACAAUGUAUUUUUGUUUAUUAAUUUAUUGAAUAAAACAAUUUUACCUUAAAA